CUGGCAGCACUGCUGGGCUGCACUGGUGGGUGGCACUGGUGGGUGGGCACAGGUGGGUGGCACUGGUGGGCACAGGUGGGUGGGCACAGGUGGGUGGCACUGCUGGGCACAGGUAGGUGGCACUUCUGGGCACAGGUGUGUGACACUGCAGAGUGGCACAGGUGGGUGAUCUGCUGGGCACAGGUGGGCAGAGCUAGUGGGCGCACUGCUGGGCACAGGUGGGCGGAACUUGCGGGUGGCACUGCUGGGCACCGAUCAUCAGGGCACUGAUCAUCACGUGUCAUUGGACACCGCUGAUCACGUGGUAAAAGGCCGCUGUGAUUGGC
Staurois parvus is the source of this 326-nucleotide messenger RNA. The record is from the annotation of a GenBank genome assembly. NCBI's taxonomy places the organism in Eukaryota, Metazoa, Chordata, Amphibia, Anura, Ranidae.